Molecule: messenger RNA, 1587 nt
Organism: Brugia malayi
Lineage: Eukaryota; Metazoa; Nematoda; Chromadorea; Rhabditida; Onchocercidae
Exons: 12
Coding region: 1-1587 (528 amino acids)
Biological process (GO): N-glycan processing
Cellular component (GO): glucosidase II complex
Molecular function (GO): calcium ion binding; protein binding
Source: RefSeq, a predicted model, not a curated record
AUGAUACUUACUUUGGCUACUUUGUAUAUUAUGAAUUUUUUCUUUGCCACAAUUGAAUCAAAUGUAAGUAUUGGGCUGCUAAGGAAGACUGGACGGAAACCGAAACCUAGUGGAUAUGGCAAUCGACCACGUGGAGUUCCAUUUGCACGUGGACCGUUCUAUGCAACCGGCGAAACUUUUGCAUGUGUAGACAACUCCAGAUCAAUUCCAUUUUCGCAAGUUAAUGAUGAUUAUUGCGAUUGUCCUGAUGGAAGCGAUGAACCAGGAACGUCUGCUUGUCCUAAUGCCAAGUUCCAUUGUCUGAAUCGCGGUUUUAAGGCUGAAGAUUUACCGUCAAAUAGAGUGAAUGACCAAAUAUGUGAUUGUUGUGAUGGAAGUGAUGAAUGGGAUAGUGCAGUUGAGUGUCCUGAUAUCUGUAAUGAACUGGGGGCGAAAUAUCGAGAAGAGAUACGCCAAAAAACUGAGUUAGCGAAGCAAGGUUUUGUAAAACGGACGGAAUUGGUUGCAGCAGGUCAGCAGUUGAAAAGUGAGAAAUUAGAAAAGUUGAAGUCUUUGAAGAAGGAGAUGGAUGAAAUAACAAAGCUGAGAAUCGAUGCCAGAACAAAAAUGGAUGAAAAGGCCAGUCUGGCUGCAGAAGCAAAGAAAAGGCAUGAAACGACCUGGGAAGAAGAAAAGCAGAGACUUAAGCGAGAUUACGUGUUAAUACUGUUUACAUCAUUCGACUCAAAUAAAGAUGGAAAAGUUACUUUGGAUGAACUGAAAAUGGCGAAGGAGUUUGAUACAAACGGGGAUGGAGUUGUUUCUGACAACGAAAUCAAGCAUGUUUUGCCUGAUGGAAUGGACGAUUGUAAUUUUGAAGUUUUUCUUGAAAAUGUUUACGACAACAUACGCAGUCUUUUCGAAAAAACAAGCGAAAUCGAGACAGAAAUGGAUGAAAAUGAACAUCAAUCCACUUUACCCAUAGCAGUGGAAUCUAACUCCGAACUACCAGAUAUUGGUGGAGUCAGUUCAUCACUAAAUGAAAGUGGAAGUAUUGGCGUGGGUUUUCCUCGAAUUCCAAAUAUCGAUUUGAAGCAACCGCCAUUUGAUGAGGAAACGCAUGCAAUAGUGAAAGAGGCAGAGAAUACAAGAAAGGAAUAUGAUGAUGUUAAUAAACGUUACAUAGAUCUCGAGUUGUUGAUGAAAGAUUGUGAACAAUAUGAUAGUGAUGAUUUUGGAACAGAUAUGGCUUGGGCGUCGUUGAAAGGAAAAUGUUUUGAAAUGGAAGAAAACGAAUAUACUUAUAAACUAUGCUUGUUUGAUAAAGCUGUGCAAAAGAGUAAAAAUAGCGCUAUCGACACUGAUUUAGGCAAAUGGAGUGGUUGGAUUGGUACUGAACCAAAUAAAUAUACAUUACAAAGUUACCAGAAAGGUACACCGUGUUGGAAUGGACCAGAUCGAUCAACAAAAGUAAUCACUGAGUGCGGAGAGGAGACAAAGUUAGUGGAAGCAUCAGAGCCAAGCAAAUGCGAAUAUAUUUUUACUUUGCGUUCCCCUGCUGCAUGCCCAGAUCCUGCCACUAUCGUUGAUGAACAUGAAGAACUUUAA